UCAUAUUUAUCACACCCUCCCAGAUUCCCACAUGCUUACAAGGGGCUCAUUCUUUUCUCCAGCUGUAGGAAACCCAGCGGUGCCUCCCGCUGAAUACCUGAGCGCAGCGCUUGUUUUUCAUGGGAUGUGGAUGAAGGCACCUAUUUCCGGGGACUUUCCCUGAACAACACUGAAAUGUGACGCUUUCCUCAUUCCGUUUAAGUACUGAUCCAGCCGAACCGGACAUCUCCCUUUCCAUUUUUUGAAUAUCUUGCCCCAUUCGCUUUAGAUCCAGGCUGGACGGACCCGGAUCGUGCGCGCUGCGGGGUCUCGUGGGAUUGCGCGUUUAGAGAGGAUCUUAGAUCCCGUGUUUCCUGUUCUUCUGCACGGGAAGAGGGCCGGGCAGAUGAGUAUGAGGCUUGCAAACAUCUCCCUUUGGUCAGAACCAACCCGAACCGACUUCACUUGAAUGGUAAAGGGAUCGACUCUGGACUGGAUCCGGGUGAUGUGGCAGAUUCUGGAGGCUGAACGCUGAAUCCUUUCCUCAAGACGGCCAGUGAAGAUGGGUCCUACUUGUUCAAUGUGUAUCUCAUUAGACUGGCGUCCAGUUUGAUUAACAUCAUCAGUGAUGUAGUCAGCCUGGUCAUCUGCGUCCUCAUCAUCUGCACCAAGUACUCGCAUCUGCUCAAGAAGGAGACCGUGAAGAUGAUCCUCCUGCGUAAAUUCCGGGUCCUGAUCCUCAUGGUGUUCCUGGUGGCCUGCUCCAUGCACAUCAUGAUCGACCUGUUACCCAAGCUGGAGCGCCAGGGCACCGCCGGCUGCUCCUGCGCGCACACGCCGAGCGAAGAGCCGGUCCGCAGCUGGGCCAAGCAGAGCUGGCCCAACAAGCACACCCUGCGGAUCCUCCAGGACUUCAGCAGCGAGCCCAGCUCCAACGCGUCCUCCCGCUCCUUGGAUCGGAUCCCUGCUGACAGGGCGCCCGGUCCGCAGCUGCCCGGUCAGCGCGUCGACAGGAAGCGAGCCUUCAUCCAGGAGGCAGGGGUGGCCCACAGGAGACCGGCCAAAGGUUCCAGGCUGUCUGCUCUGUUUGAGCAUCCCUUCUAUAGAAGAUCUCUGCCGCCUCUGACGGAUGAAGACACGCUGUUCAACGUCAACACGGACAUCAGAUUUGACCCCAAAGCUGCGGAGGACCAGGCAUGGACCGGGGAAGGUACAGAUGAUGAGUUCAGUCCCACAGGGGAGCUGACGCCUGAGUCCUACCCCAACUGGCUCCGCUUCCACAUUGGGAUUAACCGCUAUGAGCUGUACUCCCGACACAACCCGGUCAUCGACGCUCUCCUUAAAGAUCUGGCGACGCAGAAGAUCACCAGCGUCGCUAUGAAGUCUGGAGGCACUCAGCUGAAGCUCAUCAUGACCUUCCAGAACUACGGCCAGGCGCUGUUCAAGCCGAUGAAGCAAACCCGGCAGCAGGAAACCCCGCCAGACUUCUUCUACUUCUCUGACUUCGAAAGACACAACGCAGAGAUCGCUGCCUUUCAUCUGGACAAGAUCCUGGAUUUCCGGCGCGUCCCACCUGUUGCUGGCAGGCUGGUCAACAUGACAAAGGAGAUCAGAGACGUUACCCGAGACAAGAAGCUGUGGAGGACCUUCUUCAUCUCUCCAGCCAACAAUGUGUGUUUCUACGGUGAGUGCUCGUACUACUGCUCCACCGAGCACGCUCUGUGCGGGAAACCAGACCAGAUAGAGGGAUCCCUGGCUGCCUUCCUUCCAGACCUGGCCCUCGCCAAGCGCAAGACCUGGAGGAACCCAUGGAGGCGCUCCUACCACAAACGCAAGAAGGCUGAAUGGGAGGUGGAUCCAGAUUACUGCGAGGAGGUGAAACAGACUCCACCAUAUGACAGUGGCACACGGCUGCUGGACGUCAUGGACAUGACCAUCUUUGACUUCCUCAUGGGGAACAUGGAUCGACAUCACUAUGAGACAUUUGAAAAGUUUGGAAACGAGACAUUCAUCAUCCACCUGGACAAUGGCAGAGGUUUUGGAAAACACUCUCAUGAUGAGAUGUCCAUCCUGGUGCCACUUGUGCAGUGCUGCAGGGUGAAAAAGUCGACCCAUCUGCGCCUGCAGCUGUUGGCAAAGGAGGAGUACAAGCUGUCAGUUCUCAUGGCAGAAUCCAUGACGAGGGACCGGCUCGACCCCAUCCUCAUCCAGCCUCAUCUGGACGCCAUGGAUCGACGUUUGCGCCUGGUGCUGAAUACUCUGUCGGAGUGCAUCGACAAGGAGGGCUACAGCUACGUGGUGGAGGACGACCUCCAGGAAGACCUAGGGGCCGACCACACACACAGUGACCCCAGAAGGAGGUAGCCAGGGGGUCGAUGCCUGGAUUGGACUGACUCCCAUGAGAAAUGAGACUUGACACUUAUCUGAAUCCGUCUGUUGGUGAAAAGUAGCAGGCAGACCUCUACUUGAGGGGAAAUUCAGCUGUCAGACACACAGACAAUGCAAAGACUUUUUUAAACUGGACCUGGAUGGAUCAGAGAAACAACCUUAAGCGUGGACUUCUUCAGACAGAUGAGUUCAGUAUAAAUCACCAACAAGGACCCAGGAAGGAGGCAGCUUGUGGCUCAUGGACCCUUAUGUUUGAAUUCAGUGAAUUCUGAGGGCCCCUUUAAAAACAGCCCUCCUAAUUCUUCCUGAACUAAUCGGUAUAAGAGGAGGUGGAGCUGAAACUGGAUCAAAAUGAAGUUUUACUAAUUUCUUUUGUAAAAUAUUUUGUUGCUUAGUUUCUUUUUUUAAAUUUUUAUUUCAGCUAAUCGGUUCCAGCCUCUUGUUAGAGGUUGUUGUUGGAGUACAGGUUUACUCCUGGAUCAUUUUGUUCAUAAACUUCUACUGGAGAGAGUAUUUAUUAAAAUUCUUAUUUAUUUGCCUCCCCACCAAAAAGGGAAAAAAAAAGUUUUUAAAGAAAAAGGAAGUGAAAUAAUUUUCAACAGAAUAGUGCACUUCUCUGUUUCUCCACAAGAGGGCGUGCAACAACCUAGUUUCUGGUAAUGGUGGUUCUGCCCUUUGUCUUGUCAGCAUUUAAUCAGUUUCCAGCAGCUGUUUUAUCUCUUUCUCUUCAGAUGUCAGGGUAGAUUUAAGCCAAAUGUGACACUAAUUAUUAUUACAAUGAUGAUUAUUUUUGGUUUGUAAUGUAUUUGAUGUGCUGAUGUUGCUGUUGUGGAGAGAUAAUCUUUCAGGAUGUAAAUUUCCUUCAACAGCUUCUAUCUGAGCUGUUGUCAAUGAUUCAGUCACUGGCUGAAAGUUAAUAUAUACAGUAGGAAAAUCUAGUGCCUGUGCAAUGAUAGAAAUACUUGAAUGUGUGGUUUCAUAGCGGGGUGGGAGGGUGCAAACUGUAGAGCUCUUCAUAAGUGUCUGUGCUGAACAAGGCGGAUUCCUAAAGCUUUUAUUAUCUACUUCCUGUGGUCCUGUCUGUGUCAGGGCAGAACGGAGGAUGGGGGUGUGUGGGAAUCCAUGAAGACCGUGGUUCUAAAUUAAAAAAGACAAAAAAAAGCUUCUUUCUUUUAUUGAAUCAUUGUUUUUGUUUUUUUUUCUUUUAUUUCUUUGCAUCAUGGUAACAGUGCAAUAAAACUAAAUCAGCAUAAUCUUGUGUGAG
Cyprinodon variegatus (sheepshead minnow) is the source of this 3631-nucleotide messenger RNA. It is a transcript of the gene fam20cb, whose product is annotated as extracellular serine/threonine protein kinase FAM20C-like. Gene Ontology annotation, molecular function: protein serine/threonine kinase activity. Gene Ontology annotation, biological process: protein phosphorylation. The coding region runs from base 685 to 2343 and encodes 552 amino acids. NCBI's taxonomy places the organism in Eukaryota, Metazoa, Chordata, Actinopteri, Cyprinodontiformes, Cyprinodontidae. Gene Ontology annotation, cellular component: Golgi apparatus. The transcript has 11 exons. The record is from RefSeq and is a predicted model, not a curated record.